Messenger RNA from Suillus subaureus, 369 nucleotides. Its product is annotated as Prefoldin. Gene Ontology annotation, biological process: protein folding. The record is from RefSeq and is a predicted model, not a curated record. Lineage: Eukaryota; Fungi; Basidiomycota; Agaricomycetes; Boletales; Suillaceae. Gene Ontology annotation, cellular component: cytoplasm; prefoldin complex. Bases 1 to 369 code for a protein of 122 amino acids. Gene Ontology annotation, molecular function: protein folding chaperone. The transcript is spliced from 5 exons.
AUGUCUACCCUGCCGGACGACACGCUACGAAAGAUCUUGGUCCAGAUUCAACAGACCGCCGUCCAGUCACAGCGUGCUCUUAAUAUUUCUAGACAGCAAUCUGCCUCAAAAGAUCGAGAGCGGAGAAUUCUCCAGCUGACCAUUGAUGAGAUCCAAAGCAUCGAAGGAGAUGUCAACUUGUACAAGGGCGUUGGCAAAAUGUUUAUGAUGGUUCCCCGGAAAACCAUGGAGCAGGAAUUCAAAACCCAGGAGAAAGAGCUGACAGAUGACAUCAAUAACUUGAAUAAGAAGGCAAAAUAUCUCGAAAAGCAGUUUAACGACGCACAAUCUCAGCUGCGUGACAUUUUCCACCAUAGCCCGAAGCAAUGA